This is a messenger RNA of Corticium candelabrum, 1094 nucleotides long. RefSeq names its product cation channel sperm-associated protein 4-like. The record is from RefSeq and is a predicted model, not a curated record. Gene Ontology annotation, cellular component: acrosomal vesicle; CatSper complex; sperm principal piece. NCBI's taxonomy places the organism in Eukaryota, Metazoa, Porifera, Homoscleromorpha, Homosclerophorida, Plakinidae. Gene Ontology annotation, biological process: sodium ion transport; flagellated sperm motility; transmembrane transport. Bases 57 to 920 code for a protein of 287 amino acids. The transcript is spliced from 9 exons. Gene Ontology annotation, molecular function: calcium-activated cation channel activity; voltage-gated calcium channel activity.
ACGUUCUACCGGGUUUACGAGUGGUCGUACAAGCUGUCUUGAAGUCGCUCUCCGAUAUGGCCAAUAUCGUGCUGCUACUACUAAUUGUUAUGUUUAUUUUCGCAAUUCUUGGAGUAACGUUUUUUGGAAGAGCGAGCAAGAGGUAUUUCGGCGAUCUGCCGACAGCUUUGUUCUCUUUAUUCAUUUGCAUUACUCAGGACGGCUGGAUGGGAGUGUUUGAAGAACUAGAGAAAGAAGGCAUGUAUGUGGCGGCAGCAGUCUACCUAGUGGCUUUCAUAAUGAUAGGAGCGUUUGUAUUCGCCAAUCUCGUCGUUGCCGUUGUGGUCACUAACCUGGAAAUAGCCGUGGAUAAACAACGUCAAGCUGAAGGCAGCAAAGUAGAGGAAGGAAAACCAGAGGGAGAGGAAAGUGACACUACUGCAACUGUCGACGUGUCUGCUAUGCUCAGCCAACACUGGCGGAGUCAACGGCCUUACGAGAUACCGGACAUGUCCAGUAAUACAAGUGUUGAAAAGUUGGAGAAUUAUUUUAUCGUUUUGUCUGCCCUGGAAGACAAUAUCUACCGAUUUAAGACACUGAAGCAAGAGCUUUCCGAAAUCAUUCACAAUGUGAAAGAGAUGAAUCCAAAGUGGGACGAGACACAUGUACAGCCAUCUCUUGCAGACAUUCCCGCGACACGUAUUUAUCGUCUUUCCACUAGUCACAGACGACCGAGCAUAGCAAUCAGGGAAGACAGGGCUGGCGAUCUGCUGUCUGAGCUGCUCGCGUUGAAUCGAGAGAAACAUAUCGAUAGCAGAAACGCAAACGCGAUGAGUGAUCUGGUCAAGCAGACCGUCUUUUAUUUAUACAGAAAAGACAGCAUCAAGCCUGCGCCCGUGACCGUAUCACGCGCCAGCAGCAAUCGUGAUCGAAAUGAUUAGAAACGAACGGCAUAAAGAUUAUGACAGAAUGUAAAGCUUGUAUGGGUCAUCUCAUAGAAAGUCCGAUGUAUCACUUGGUUAGCUAUCAUAAUCACUUUUCAAUUUACAAUUAUUUGUUGACGUUUAUUAAUUAAACUAUAGUACUGCAUGUACUAUAUUGUGACACAUGGUAUA